Molecule: messenger RNA, 4326 nt
Organism: Ciona intestinalis (vase tunicate)
Lineage: Eukaryota; Metazoa; Chordata; Ascidiacea; Phlebobranchia; Cionidae
Source: RefSeq, a predicted model, not a curated record
GGAUAAUUAGCGACCGCUAGAUGUCGCAAUGUGAGCGACGACUGGAAGCAAAGUUAAGAAAAAGUUUGUUCAUUAAAGCGUGACGUGUAGGAGCUGACUGCGCCGAUAUCGAGUUUGAGACGGAAUUUGUGAAAUGAAGUCGUCGUUGUUGCUGAAGUUCCUGCUGUGGCUGUGUUGUAUUGUGCAGGUUUUCGGAAAUCUUCGUGGAAUUUCGGAAGAUGAGCUUCGAAGCCGAUUCGUCGAAUUUGAAAUAAUCGAACCUACAGUCGUCACCGCGACUGGACAAUACAUCAGUCAUGACGUCACAAACGCACGACGUCACACAGAAGAACAUAUCGCGCGACGAAGAAACAAACGUUCCGUCGAAGAUACUGUGAUUGUUACGUCACAUAGAAGGAAUAGCCGACCGUUCUUUAGCGUCGCGAAAAGCGACAAAAAUCGGAAUAUAACGUUACUGGAUAUGACGUCAGGAAACACGACGUCACAAGAACACCUUCAUUUCAACUUGACCGUAUUCGGGGAAUCCCUCAAAUUGAGAGUUCGCAGCAAAUCUCAUUUAAUUUCUCCCCGAGCAAAGUCGGUGUUAUUCACCAGUGGGGGCGGUAGAGUGGAGCGGAAAUUGGACCCAGGGUGCGUGUUUACCGGGGAAAUCCCCCAGUUACCCCACUCCAACGUUGCUAUUAGCAACUGUGACGGAUUGGCUGGGUUGAUUCGAACACCUGAUGACGAAAUUUUCAUCGAACCAAUAGAAGAUCGCCACGUCACUGGACCACAGAAGCACGUGAUCUAUCGUCGCUCAGCAACCAAGAAUUCAGCGAAUCAUGGACAACGUAUGGAGGCCUUGAAACCAACCAAGCGAGACGACACACGUGACUCGAUGCAGGGGUCACUAGAGGUCAUCUUGGAGCAAACUAAGCGAGAACGAUCGAAGCGACACGCGAAGCGGAACGAUUACAACAUGGAGAUCUUAUUAACGGUUGGGCACGAGAUUGUGAGGGUGCAUGGGCGCCACCACGUGGAAAAUUAUUUGGUUACUUUAAUGAACAUUGUUGACGAAAUAUACCAUGACGAUUCGCUUGGUGAGCACAUAAACAUCAUAUUAACACGGAUUUAUCAACUUGACGCUGUGAGGACAAACAACCUGAUUGUUGAAAACGAACCAAAAACGAGUUUGAACAAUGUUUGUCAUUGGGCAAAAGACAUCCAAGUGACGGACCCCGCACCCAAUGGACGAACUUAUGACGCCGCGAUAUUUCUAACACGGAUCAGGUUCGGUACAGCAGGUUACGCCCAUGUAGAUGGUUUAUGUCAACCUCUGCGUAGUUGUUCGCUAACAUACGAAGAUGGAUUUUCAUCGGCAUUUGUUGUUGCUCAUGAAACCGGACACAUUCUCGGUAUGAAACACGACGGGGAUUUCAAUCGAUGUGGUGAUGAAACAACUAUGGGCUCCAUAAUGGCCCCCCUCGUACAAGCAGCCUUUCAUCGAUAUCAUUGGUCCCGUUGUAGUCAGGAGGAAUUGAGGAGCUCAUUAGGAUCGUACACGUGUUUAUCGGAUGACCCUCACCUACAAGAUUGGGGUCCAACCCCCCUUUACCCCGGGGUGGCGUAUUCAGUUGACGACCAGUGUCGCUUCGAUUUCGGGCGCGGAUAUAAAAGAUGCACAUCCUUACAAAACAUUGAUGUAUGCAAGACACUAUGGUGCAGCAACGAUGAAAAUCCAGAUAUUUGUAAAACUAAGAAAGGACCUGCUGUUGAUGGAACAGAGUGUGGAGAUAAUAUGUGGUGCUUCAAGGGCCACUGUGUUUGGAGGGAUCAACGCCAAACAGCCGUCGACGGCAACUGGGGAAGUUGGAACACAUAUGGACAAUGCUCCCGAUCGUGCGGAACAGGGGUUUGGUAUCGUACCAGGAUGUGUAACAAUCCAAUGCCGUCGCAUGGGGGGGUCGACUGUAUCGGGCAAAACAUCGAUUUCGAUCUUUGUAGCAAACGACCGUGUCCCAACGGACGAGAUUUCCGGGAGGAACAAUGUCAAUACCAGAAGGAGGUUUUAUACAAAGGGCAGAAACAUAAAUGGUUUCCGUACGAACCCAGGGACGCUUCGUUGAAGUGUGAGUUAUAUUGUGUGUCGAAAAGAACGCACGAUAUUGUUUCUAUGGGUGACAUUGUGGGUGAUGGUACGAGGUGUAGUUACGAAGAUCCUCACGGUAUCUGUGUAAGGGGGGAGUGCGUGGAUAUCGGUUGCGACAAAGUGAUCGGUUCAUCGAUGAGGGAAGACGUAUGCGGGGUGUGUGGGGGGAACGGACAACAUUGCCGGAAUAUAAACGGGGUUCUUAACAAGAGAGCCAACAGGAAAGUGAACAAUUACAUGCGAUUGUACAAGAUACCCGCUGGUGCUCGAAGAAUCAACAUCCGCGAAACUUCUUCCUCGUCAAGUUUUAACCUCCUCGCACUAAAGAGUCGUCAGGGGCGACGUUACACCCUCAACUCACGGAGUUACCGAAUCCAAACCCGGGACACGCCACAUAAGUUCGUUAGCGCUGGUACAUUGUGGCAUUAUGAUGUCAUCAAUGGAUUGGAAUCAAUUACAGCUUACGGACCGACCAAUUCUGAUGUCAUACUGCUGAUAUCGGUACAACGACGCGCAUCAAGGGUUUCGGUUGCCUAUAGUUACGUGAUGCAUGUGAAUAGCUUACCACGAUCACAUGAGACGUUCCGAUACGCCGUGAAAAGAUGGACCGUUUGCUCGGUGACGUGCGGGGCAGGGACCAAACGAGCCAGGUACGGAUGUCGUAGCUCACGUAACGGGGGAAGAUGGGUCAGUAAAAGGAAUUGUAACGGACGCCCACCGAGGCCGGAGAAAAAGAUUUGUUCGACCACAUGCACGGUGACUACGAGAUGGUUUGCAACGCCUUGGAGCGCGUGUUCCAAGACAUGCGGCAACAAUGGGUUCCACACGAGAGCGGUGACGUGUCGGCAAAUUAACCCCGAUGCAACAACGCAGCUCGUGAGCGCCGCCAUGUGUUUCGGACAAGUGAAACUACCGACGCAGAAAACUUGCACAGUGAGCCCGUGUCCCCCUAAAUGGCGCACUGGAGCGUGGACAAAGUGUUCGAAGACAUGCGGGGAAGGAAUUCAACAACGACGAGUGAUUUGCCGAUCGUCCAAUCACUCGCUCACUUCCAAUCAUGAGUGUCCGCAACCCCAACCCCCGGAUGUGAGGGAAUGCCAGCUUGUCGCUUGUUCAGCCCCCGCAGUGCAAUCGACGGAGACAUGCGUGAAGGAGCGAUGGUUGUUUUGCAGAUAUGGAAUCCAACAUUGUGGGAUUCGGGAAUACCAGAAGUUGUGCUGUUUAUCGUGUCAUAAUUACACCGGGGUUGCUGGGCAACCUGCGUUCUCUCGACCACUAAGUGUCGCUGUCCAACUAUCCCCGUUAUUGAGGGUCAACUCAACUGAUGAUGUCAUAAUCCCACUUGUGACAUCACUACCCACACCCAUUACAGAUGAUGAUGUCACAGAAUCCAACCUUGAACCGACGGAAUUCCCCCCCGAUGAUGUCAUAGGUGCUGAUGACAUCAUCAACAUAGGUGAUAUGGAGGACAUGUAUUAUGAUGAGACAAGCGAGUAUAUUGAGAGUGAAGACGUUUUGAAAGAAUAUGUGGACACCAUGCCCCCGUCGAGCGACCAUGUGGACACCAUGCCCCCGUCGAGUGUGGCAACCACCAUCGCCACACAAACCGAACAACUCCCCCUCAACGUCGGGUUUCGACAACUUUCGAUACCGAGGAAUAUAUCGAGACAAAGGAGGUCUAUGAUGUCACAAUCGAUCCAUCGAGGUUGGGGAGGGUGUAUGGCGCCACCAUGUGGUGUGGGGAGAAGGUUUCCUGUGUUUGGUUGUUUGGAUGUGAUGUCACAAUCGUGGUUGAUGACAUCAUCAUGUCGUCAUAAAACAAUUUCGUCAACCGUGUGCGUUCAACCGUGUUAUUAUACUAGAAGAACAAAGGAUCCUCGUAAGUUGGAUUGUCGCAAGCGAGGUCGGGGUCCGCGGGUUCCAUUAAGAAGGUGUCGAUUCAAAAACAAAGAAAUCUCAUGGAACGAUGUCACCCGGGGUGUGGUUGGCACUUGAUGACAUCAUCACUAGUGACAUCACAGGUCAUAGUUCCCACCAUGAGCAAAGCGACGUUAACAGUGGUGACCAACAUGAAAGUUGGCAGUGUUGCCCCACAUCAGUUCCACAUAGAUGCAGCAUAUUUUUUGUAUGAUUUUAUUUCUAUGUUUAUAAAACUUGUGAAGUUUUUCCGAGGUUCACAAUGAAUCAACUAUCUAUAU